Messenger RNA from Nilaparvata lugens (brown planthopper), 1208 nucleotides. RefSeq names its product EF-hand calcium-binding domain-containing protein 1-like. Lineage: Eukaryota; Metazoa; Arthropoda; Insecta; Hemiptera; Delphacidae. Bases 170 to 1114 code for a protein of 314 amino acids. Gene Ontology annotation, molecular function: calcium ion binding. The record is from RefSeq and is a predicted model, not a curated record. The transcript is spliced from 6 exons.
CCUCCUCUAAAAACCAUGCAUAAUCGACGAAAACAAACCAACUCAAGAAUGUUGAAGAAGUGCUAAAAAUAUUCGAACUGUUUUAAAGUGGAUAGUUAAGUUUAUUUCGAGCUUUGAUUGGGGUUUGAUCAACCAGCUUUGACAGUUCACACGAGCCAAAAGAUCCAUAAUGAGCAGUGGAGCGGGCACUUCAUCAGGGGUUGGCGGCCUAAUGAAAUCCGUCUCGCUGUUUCUGUCAUCGGGACGCCGCGCGUCGCUCAAGGUGGGUGGCGGUGGUGGAGGGGGUAGAAAGGCGGGCACAUCAACCCCCGGAGGAGGGGCGUCCGUCCGGCGUGGUCGCAGCAGAACUACAGCAGUUUCGAGCAGUUGCACCGGCGGUCGAAUGGCGGACGGAGCAGCGGAGCAGCAGCAGCCGGGUGGCGCAGUUACGGCCCGGGCCGGCACUACAUCCUCGCAGCAGCCGACCAACAAGCUUGUAGACACUCUGCGAAGGCAGACACAUUUCUCAAGGCAAGAAAUCGACGCCCUCUGCAGAGUUUACAAGAAACUGGUGACUUCGGCUAGCAGUAGACGUCUACAGAGCAACAACGGUCAAAACAACAAGUCAUCCGGCAUUGCUUCUUCACAGGCUGCCAAUGAGGGCCUGAGCCGAGUUAUGUUCAGGGAGUUGCUGCACAAUACAUUCGAUGUGGUGACAGAGGAAGUGCUCAUGGAGAGAAUUUUCAGCGCUUUUGAUCGCCAGGCGGCCGGUUGGCUGCGAUUGGAGGACUGGCUGCUGGGACUGUCAGUGUUCUUGCGAGGCACCCUCGAGGAGCGAGCCCUGUUUGCGUUUCAUGUCUACGAUUUGAACAACGACGGCUUCAUCAGUCGUGAGGAAAUGUUUCUGCUACUCAGGAACAGCCUGGUGAAACAUCCGCAGGACGACGACCCGGACGAAGGCGUGAAGGACCUGGUGGAGUUGGCGGUGCGCAAAAUGGACGCAGACCGCGACGGUCGUCUGUCGCAGCAGGACUUCCGCGCGGCCAUCGCACAAGAACCACUCCUCUUGGAGGCAUUUGGACAGUGUUUGCCCACGCACACGGCUGCCAACACUUUCCUUGCUACUCUGCUCUGAGGAAGAGGAGGAGGAGGAGGAGUAUAGUUAUAGGAGGAGGAGUUGGAGGAGGUGGAGGAGGAGUAGGAGGAGGAGUAGGAGGAGAAAGAGGAGA